CUAUAAAUAUGAAGGUGUUCUUCACUCCAAUCUCAUGAACUGACUGGCGUAUACGUAUAUAGUGGAAUCCCUCAUGGCUUUGGGUGCUGAAAAUCGAGCAUUCUCGGAUUCUGGCCAGGCUUUAAAUGUCAUGGGCAGGCAAUUUCCAAACUCAUCAUUUCUUACUCGCCUUGGAGUCCAUGAACUGUAUUCACCAGAGAUGUGGAGGGCAGCAUUUACAGAGCUAGUGGCAUCUGCUACCUUUUUGUUUACCCUCUCCACAACUAUUAUUGCAUGCCUGGAAUCACACGAGACUGCGCCUAAGCUUGUAAUACCGGUUGCUGUCUUCUUUAUUGCUCUCUUUUGGCUUUUACCAACUGUUCCUUUAUCCGGUGGAUUUUUUAGUCCUACGUUCACAUUCAUGGCAGCCCUAAGAGGUGUGAUAAGUUUCACCCGUGCUCUCUUCUAUUGCUUGGGGCAAUGCCUUGGGGCAAUAAUAGGUUAUAUUAUACUAAAGAGUGUCAUGGAUCCCACUAUAGCACAUAAGUAUGCUUUAGGUGGCUGCAUGGUUAAUGGUAACGGGGAAGGAGUGAGUGCAGGAACAGCACUGAUGAUAGAGUUUUCAUGCACAUUUCUGGUGCUGUAUACUGCUAUGACCAUCGUUUUGGAUAAGAAAAAGUGCCAAGACCUAGGCUUGACUAUGGUCUGUAUAAUAAUAUCAGGUGCCUAUGCUGUAUCAGUUUUUGUGUCGACUACAGUAACUGGGCGAGUCGGAUACGGUGGCGUGGGACUGAACCCUGCAAGGUGCUUGGCUCCGGCCCUGUUGCUGGGUGGCGCUUUAUGGGAUGGGCAUUGGGUUUUCUGGGUUGGGCCUGUUUGUGCGUGCAGCGUUUAUUAUGUAUGCAGUCUGAUGUUACCAAAACAGGGCUUUGUAAGAGCAGAUGAAGAACAACAUGUUUUGCAGUUGGUUCGGUCUUCUUGUUUAGGAUCCGAGUCUGCUAAUUACUUUGAGGGGAAAGUUUAAGGAAAUUCUUUAUGGUAAACUUCUACUUAAAACUGUAUUCUUUUUGUUUGGUUUUGUUUUAGUAUUUGGUAUGUCUGAGAGAUUCUUACAUAGGCUUGGUGUAUACACCAAAACUAAUAAAAGAGUGACAUGUAUGUAUGAGUAUUUUAUAUUUUUGUAUUGGAUAAUUGACACAUAUUUUAUCAUUUAAAACUAA
Messenger RNA from Ricinus communis (castor bean), 1199 nucleotides. Its product is annotated as probable aquaporin PIP2-6. Gene Ontology annotation, cellular component: membrane. Bases 74 to 1003 code for a protein of 309 amino acids. Gene Ontology annotation, biological process: transmembrane transport. Lineage: Eukaryota; Viridiplantae; Streptophyta; Magnoliopsida; Malpighiales; Euphorbiaceae. The transcript is spliced from 2 exons. Gene Ontology annotation, molecular function: channel activity. The record is from RefSeq and is a predicted model, not a curated record.